Molecule: messenger RNA, 3613 nt
Organism: Mytilus californianus (California mussel)
Lineage: Eukaryota; Metazoa; Mollusca; Bivalvia; Mytilida; Mytilidae
Product: annexin A4-like
Exons: 15
Coding region: 98-1840 (580 amino acids)
Cellular component (GO): cytoplasm
Molecular function (GO): calcium-dependent phospholipid binding; calcium ion binding
Source: RefSeq, a predicted model, not a curated record
UUUCAUUGGGCAUUCCAGUUUCCUGUCAAACUUCCGGAAUAUGUUUUGACAUUUCGAAAGUACAGAAAAUAACGAGAAGGAAAAAAUAUAAAAGAAAAUGAGCUAUCCAUACCAAGGCAAUCCCGGCUAUGGGGCUCCCCCUGGUGGGUAUGGACCACCACAACCAGGCUACCCACAACAAGGAGCACCACAGCCAGGCUUCCCCCAACAAGGAGGGUAUGGACAGGUUUCCAUGCCAACAGUAGAGAGUGCAUCUGCAGCAGCUUAUGGCACUUCCUCUGGAGGAUAUCCAAGUCAGCCAGGUCAAAUUGGUUUUGAUGUUGGUGGACCUCCACCAGCAGCUGGAUAUGGACCACCUCCUGUUGCAUCAUAUGGAGCACCACAGCCCCCUCAACCAGCCAUGCCUUCAAGUUAUGGUCCUCCACAACCUCAGUAUCAGAGUUCUACACCAGCCUAUGGAUCUGCUCCAGGGUACAACCCUCCCCCUCAGGGUGGCUAUGGUCCCCCACAGCCACAAGGAGGAUUCAACCCACCUCCACAGCAACCAACACCUGGUUAUAACCAAGGUUAUCCACAGUCAGGACAGUCCUAUGGAGCCUCUGCCCCACCUCCUGCUGGAGGAUCAUAUGGUGCCCCACCUCCACAGCAGCAAGGAGGGUAUGGUGCACCCUCAUCACAACCUGGUAGCUAUGGUCAGCCAACAUCACAACCAGGUGGAUAUGGUCAACCAACUGGUCAGCCAACAUCACAACCAGGUGGAUAUGGUCAACCAACUGGUCAGCCACAGAGUUAUGGACAACAACAGCAACCUCCCUCACAGCAGUAUGCUUCACAACCACCUAGACCUUCACAGCCAGCUGGAGCAGCAAAUGCAUUUGUUCAGAAGACUGAAGGAACAUUGAAGCCUUCCAAAAACUUUAAUGCAGAAAAUGAUGCCAACAUUCUGAGGAAAGCCAUGAAGGGCUUUGGUACUGAUGAGAAAGCCAUCAUAGAUGUUUUAGCCUUCAGAUCAGGUGAACAGAGACAGCAAAUCAGAACCAUGUUUAAAACUAUGUUUGGAAAGGAUUUAAUCAAAGAACUGAAGAGUGAGUUAGGAGGUAAAUUUGAAGAUUGUGUUGUUGCUUUGAUGAUGCCAUGGGAUGAAUUUGAUGCUUAUGAGCUGAAACGAGCAAUGAAGGGUGUUGGAACAGAUGAAGAUGCCAUGAUUGAAAUUUUGUGUUCAAGGACAAACAAACAGAUACAGGAAAUUAUUGCUACAUACAAAAGAUUAUACAGUAGGAAGUUAGAAGAUGACAUCAUUAGUGAUACUUCAGGACAUUUCAAAAGACUUAUGGUUUCCAUGGCAUCUGGUGGAAGAAUGGAAAAUCAGACUGUUGAUCCGACUAAAGCCCAACAAGAUGCACAGAGAUUACUACAAGCAGGAGAGAAGAAACUUGGGACAGAUGAGUCAACAUUUAAUGCCAUCAUGGCUUCUCAGAGUUAUGAACAACUACGUGCUGUGUUUGAUGCUUAUCACAAAAUGGCCGGCAAAGACAUAGAACAAUCCAUUAAAAGUGAAAUGUCAGGCAACCUUGAAAUAGGAAUGUUAGCUAUAGUGAGAGUCGUCAAAAACAGACCAGCUUAUUUUGCUCAGAAGCUUUAUCACUCUAUGAAGGGACUUGGAACAGACGAUCGUACGUUGAUUCGUAUUGUUGUUACUCGAGCUGAAGUUGACAUGGUGCAAAUCAAACAAGAGUUCCAAAGACUCUAUGGCAAAUCUUUAGAUACAUUUAUUAGGGAGGACACAUCAGGUGACUAUAAGAAGGUACUGAUGGCUCUGGUAGCUCAGGGAGGAUACUGAUCAACAGACCGUGACAUUUCUACUUUAUAGUCGUCCUCUCAUUCUACACCAGCAUUUGUAAUUUACAGUUUUUGGCAGCAUUUCUUUACUUGAUUUUUGUGGGGGAAAAAACAUGUAUAAAUAUAAUCUGUUUGAACACUUUUCAAUUUUAUGUGUAUUAGAUUCUAUGGUUUUAUUCUUAGAAAUUUGAUGGUUUUCCUUUCAUAACUUUUUAUGGAUUGUAAAAUUACGGCAGGAGGGAACGGGGUUUAUUUGUAUCAUUAUACAACAUCAACAAGAACCUUUAUAUGCAAAUGUGCAUAAUAUAACCAAAUGGUUUUCUUGUAUCAAGAUUGUUCCUGUAGUCUCAUCAUCCUUUAUAAACUAAUUGUACUGCAAGAGUUAUCUCCCAUUGACAUAGUUUGAUGACAUUUUAUUAACAGUACUAGUCAGUAUGUUUUUAUGUGGUAUACUUUUUUCAUAGAUAUAAACAAAUUAAGUUCCAUGCUUAGGAAGAGAAAUUUUAAAAACAAAUGCAUAAUGUUUCUCAAAUAAAAUAAUAAAGUAUAUUCUAGUGCUUAGUGUAUGUGAUGACAGAAUAGUUUCUAAAUGGUGUAAAGUGUUGCAAUGUUUACAUGUUGAACCUUUGACUCAAAAUUUUGUCUUUCUCAUUUUUACAUGAAUAAGAAAAGUUCUUGCAAUUUGUUUUGAUCUUUGUAGUUCAUUCAUUAAAAUGUUAUAUACUUGAACCAUUGAUUCCAAUCUCAUAGUUCAAAGUAUUGAAAAUUUGAUCAAUAAGUUUUCAAAUGGAUUUAUUUGUGAAAUAAUUAUUUUGGCAGUAAAAUCAAAGGUGAAGUGUCCUAAACAAUUUUUCCCUUUAACAUGCUGCACCCUUCUGAUUUGUUCUCCCCCUUGGUCAUUUGGACGUCUGCUACUGCCUGCAUUUUCCUGUGAAAUAACAGGUUAAAACUUUGGGAGUGAAAUGAGAUGAAAAUCUAUGCCAAUAAUGUUGUUAAAGAUGAGUUUUUGUGCAUGUUAUAAAAGUUUUUUGUUAAUUUGUGUGUUAAAAGUGCUUAAUUUAUGUGUAUUAAUCCUCUAGUAGAUAUGUUGUAGUGGUAAUUAUGCUUCAACUUACACUUUCUUAUCAACAUUAUCUUUUUACAAUGUUUUGUAUUUACAUUGAUUUUUUUCUUUAAUUUAGGAAUGCUGAACUUAACUUUAAUAUAACUAAUUUAUAUUUUAUGAAUCUUAUCUUUUUAAAUGUCAUAUACAACAUUUAUAUUUAACCUUACCACAGUAAGAGCAUAAUAAUUCCUGAUUAGUAAUAAAUAUUAAAAGGAGAAUAAUUUUGUGAUGUAGUGGUACUAUACAUAUUAAGAAAGAUGCAGGGAAACUAUUUUCUAAGCUUUUAUUUAGAUAUAAAAUUAUUUAAUAAAAAAAUUCUAGAGCUGUUACAAAAUCUCUAUUGUUCCUUUUUCCUAUUUGACAUUUUCGAAUUUCUAAAUUUAUUACCUCCCUUAUAUUCCAAUAUUGUUUUGACUGUUGUUCACUGGAGAUGUGGUAAUAGAUUAGAAUAAUUUAAGUUGUGUUUAUUUGAAGUUACAAAUAUGAAUAAUUAUCUCCCUUGAUCAAACUAUUGAUUUGCUAGAUGUUGUUAUUAAAUGAAAUAUGCCCCCUAAUUUAAAUAUUUGUGUUCAUUAGAAAUCAUGGUUUCCUUUAUAUAGAUGUAUUUGUUACUGCUAUAUUAUUUAAAUACUUCAAAUUUUAUAUUAAAUAAAUAUUUCAAAAGUUGAA